Pollicipes pollicipes is the source of this 2893-nucleotide messenger RNA. RefSeq names its product WD repeat-containing protein 75. The record is from RefSeq and is a predicted model, not a curated record. Gene Ontology annotation, cellular component: small-subunit processome; nucleolus. The transcript has 14 exons. Lineage: Eukaryota; Metazoa; Arthropoda; Thecostraca; Pollicipedomorpha; Pollicipedidae. Gene Ontology annotation, molecular function: RNA binding; protein binding. Gene Ontology annotation, biological process: positive regulation of transcription by RNA polymerase I; ribosome biogenesis; positive regulation of rRNA processing. Bases 167 to 2569 code for a protein of 800 amino acids.
UUGCGUUCUAGGGGACUGUGGUUUUGGGGCGCGAUUUGCUGAUGUGAUGUAUUUAGCUCGGCUUGUUGGCAUGCACACUUUUUGAGUGAGUCGAGUUUGUAAGUUUGCAUUUCACGUGAAUGACAGUAGUUUGUGUUUCAUUGUGUCUAGAAAGUUGCUUAACGCUAUGAAAGAAUCCAAGAUCACUUCAAGCUCGGACGUUAGCAUGGGAGUUCAACAGGGCGGUCUAGAAGAAAUGAAAAUCGCAGGUGGAAGCAUUGUGGAUGACAAGCCUGUCUUCAGUGCAGGCUCAAAGUUCUUGUUUGUUGUCAAUGAUGGAAAGGUUCAUGCUUACAAUGCUGCAACGGGCGAAUUGGCUCAUCUUCUGGAGACCAAGUCACCAAUAGUGGCAGUGUAUCCUGACGCCUCGAAUCAUCGCCAUGUCACAACUUGUGACAGUGAAGCCAAUAUCAUCCUGUGGGACUUCCCCCUGGGGACAUCACUGAAGAAACGCAGCUUCGCCGCGCUGACGUCAGAUGGCAGCGCGAUGGUGGGCCUGUUGCGGCCGGCCGGCGCUGUCGAGCCGUACGUUCUGCUGCGCCGGUCCGGCACGGACGACUCGGCCGAUCUCGUGCGGCCCGUCAAGAACGCCACGCUCGCCCAGGAGGUGGUGCGGGGUGUGCGGCGAGGCACCGCCGGCAGAUGGGAGGUGGCGUUCGGCGGCGACGGCCGCAUGGUGGCAGCACUGGUCAAGGCCGACACCAUUCUUGUGCGCAACCUGUGGCAGAAAGAGAGCGCCAAAACACAUCAGUACAACACCUGCGAUCGGACAGCGCCCGUCCCUUCACCUGCCUGGCGUGUCACCGACGGAGACGUACCUGGUGAGUGGCGGAGAGAGUGCGUGCUGGUGUACUGGCACGGCCAGGACGAGCAGCCCGCCUUCCUGCCGCGUCUUGGUAUGCCCAUCCGCCACGUCACGGUCUCGCCCGACAACCAGCUGGUGCCACGUCACACGCCGACAACGCGAGCACACGCCCUGCACGCGGGCUCCCUGGCGACCCGGGGCGUCGGCGGUGUGGUGACGCCUCACAUCAUCGCCGCCUCUGACCUGCCCCCUCUCCCGGCAGUGAUUCGGCUGGUGAGCGCCCAGCGCCAGGUGACGCAGCUGAUCCGCGGCCUCAGCUGGGGCGCCGGCGCCGGCCCGGCCACCGGCCUGGUGCUGGAGCCUCGCUGCGGCGCGCUGCUGCUGAACGGCGCCGUCGGCCACCUGCAGCUGUUCUCGCCGCACGACCGGCGCGACCUCUACAGCAUCGACGUGGUGCAGACCAACUACCUGACGCGCGAGCGGACGGGCGCGCCGGUCACGUGUGACGUCACGCGCGCGGCGGUGACGUCAGACGGCGGCUGGAUGGCCACGCUGGAGGAGCGCGACGACGGCCGGACGACGCCCGAGCGGCGGCUCAAGUUCUGGCGCUUCGACGCGGUGCAGCAGAGUUACGCGCUGAACACUUGCGUGGACGACCCCCACGACAGCACACUGACGGCGCUGGAGUUCCAGCCGGGCCCCGACGCGAAGGUGGCGCCUCUGGCGGUCACCACCGGCACCGACGGCGCCAUCAAGUACUGGUGUCUGGUCGAUGACUCGGACAUCUACAGCAGCAAGAGCUGCUGGAGCUGUGACGCAGUGGGCUCCCACCGUCGCCUGCCGGCCGGUUGUGCCGCCUUCUCGGCCGACGGCGCCCGGCUGGCGGUCGGCUUCGCGGCGGCCGUCACCGUCUGGGCGCCUGACCGCAACCUGCUGCUGCACACGCUCAGCAACGUCACACUGCGCGAUGACGUCCGGCAGGUGGUGUUUGGACGCGGCCAGUGCUGCCAUCUGUUGGUGGCCCGCGCUGACUCCGGUCUGCGUGUGUGGAACCUGGAGACGUUGACCCUGACCGCCCGGAUCGACCUGCGGGUCACGCUCCUCAUCCCUGACCCAGGCUCCGAGUAUAUGGCCGCGUUCAGCGCCACCAACAAAGUGUUUGUGUUCCGGCCGAGUAGUACGCGGCCGGUGCACCAGGCGGCGCUGGGGCGGCGCGUCUCGGCCGCCUGCUUCGUGCCGCACAAGAGCCCGCGCCCGGAGCUGCCCCAGUGGCAGCGCGCCUCCCAGCUGUUCUUCCUCAACGACCAGCAGGCCCUGCACACGCUGGACCUGCCCGGGGCGGACGCCGUCCCCACCGCCGGUGACGUCAUCAGCGGUCACGUGACGCCGACGCCGUUCUCGGCACUGGUGGCCGAGCAGCGCCGCUCGGCGGUCACCCCGGGCCAGCUGAGCUCACAGUCGGAGGUCACGCCCGGCCUCCAGCAGAUGCUAGAGAUGCUGGAGGCGCCGAGCCACACCCUACCGCCGCUCACUCGGCUCUGUUCGCCGUUCCUGGAGGCCAUGCUGUAUCCCAGAGACAGGGAGCCGGACGAGCCGAUGGAGGAGGCCUCGGCCGCCGACACAGCCGCGGCGCCGGAGACGGCGACUGCCGGUCGCGCGGCGCCGUCGCUCGACGCUCGGCUAGACCACCUGCUCGUCGCCGACAUGUCUUGGCUCGCGGUGUGACGGGCGGGGGCCCACGGCGGACUCCAGUGCCAUCCACGGCGCGCGCGGCCUGCAGGCGACACGCGGGCACGGCUGGCGCGGCGGACAAUGCCGAGGCGUUGGUGCACUCAUGUCUCCUAGGCUGGACAGCACACGGCUGUUGGCAGAGUUCCGUGGUCUGAAUUCAUCACAUCCGGUCGUGGUGGGGGUGUGUUGGAUACGUGCGGUGUGGUCUGUCCGUGCAGACCAUGCGUGGUGUGCUAGGGUGCGGCGUGACUUGAGCGUGACUGCCCUGCGCCGCGGGGACGCCCAUGGUAAUAUACGGUGCAUUGUUAUUGACUUGGA